Molecule: messenger RNA, 1176 nt
Organism: Aspergillus aculeatus ATCC 16872
Lineage: Eukaryota; Fungi; Ascomycota; Eurotiomycetes; Eurotiales; Aspergillaceae
Exons: 2
Coding region: 1-1176 (391 amino acids)
Source: RefSeq, a predicted model, not a curated record
AUGCAUAUGUCCCGCGUACUGCAGUCGGCCAUUUCUAUACUCCCUUUACUAAACCUUCAGGCCGUGACGGCGAUCUCACCGGACACUGCGCCUGCAACUGCGACGGCGACGGCGACGGCGACUACAGCCCCAACCGCAAUUGCGACGACCUUGGAGUACGAAGAGCACGAUUAUGCCAAUGGCACAGUCCUAGAGAAACGCUGCGCAAAUCCCUGCGGCUACUAUAGCCAGCUCUGCUGCAGCUCUAGCGAGUCAUGUAGUACCAACAGCAACGGCCAAGCCGAGUGCGUAAGUGCUGGCAGCGGCGGCAGCUGGGAGUAUUUCACCACAACCUAUGUCCAAACCGAGACGGAGACUGCUACGUUCACUUCCACAUGGAGCAGCUAUAUCUCGGCAACUUCGUCCGGCUCCAGCUGCGAUGCCAGCGUUGGGGAGACUAUCUGCGGUAGUGACUGCUGCGGCCCUGCGUACGUCUGCUACAGCAACCAGUGUAUUUUGGGAAGUACAUCCAUUUGGCCCACGGAGACUGCCACGCCGGCCGUCCGAGGCACGACUUUAUCGACAGCCACACAAACGGCCUCAAUAACAACCACUCAGGGCUUUAUUGCUCCCGUCAACACGGCCGGCUCAACGGUGAUCGGAAUGAAGGCUUCAAGUGGUGGAUUGAGUGGUGGUGCGAUUGCAGGCAUCGUCAUCGGAACAAUUGCCGGCGUCAUCCUACUGCUGCUACUAUGCGCUUGCCUGUGCUGCCGUGGUAUUCUGGACUCUCUCUUUGCUUGUCUGGGCUGCGGUCGUAGAAAGAGAAAGGAGACGACCUACGUCGAAGAGCGUUACCAUCGUCAUUCGCAUGCGCAUGGCGCCGCUCGGCCCGAGGGACGGACCUGGUUCGGAAGCCGGCCAGCAGCGGCAGCAGCAUCGACUGCAGGGGAGAAGAAGAAAUCUUCCUGGAAUGGUUUGGCUACCGUUGGAAUCAUACUGGGUGCGCUUGCGCUGUGCCUGGGCUUGAAGAGAAGCAGAGACCAUCGCGACGACGAUGAGAAGACGGAUUACACAUACCCAAGUAGUUAUUACUACUACUCCGACUAUUAUACCAACGACGGCAGCGAAAUCACUGAUGACCGGCGCACACGGGAGACAAGACGCUCCAGACGAUCUCGUACGCGCUCACGAAGAUGA